Molecule: messenger RNA, 2220 nt
Organism: Trypanosoma rangeli
Lineage: Eukaryota; Euglenozoa; Kinetoplastea; Trypanosomatida; Trypanosomatidae
Product: ribonuclease inhibitor-like protein
Exons: 1
Coding region: 1-2220 (739 amino acids)
Molecular function (GO): protein binding
Source: RefSeq, a predicted model, not a curated record
AUGAGUGAGCCAACGAUCUCCGUGGAGGCCAGUCAGCAAGAUUUGCCGCUCAUAGAAUCGGCAAAGUUCAGCUCCAACCUGGAGCGUAUCGAAUGCAGAGACGUGGCACGUAGUUACUUGUACAACUACAAGACAAAAGGUCGACGGGGAUUUCUGCAGGAUCAAACUACAGCAUCUACGUGCCUGCCGCGUGCUCUGCCAACGGGUCUCCCUUACGUUGCAAACUUCAUCUCGUUUAGAGAACUUGUGCAGCGGGGGGCGAUUCAGUCAUGCAUUCAGAAUGAAGUUGACUUUUCUGUGAAGGAUCUUCAAAUCUUGUACGAGGCAAAGUGUGUGGACCAGGAACUGGUGCCUUCAUGGGAACGUGAGAUGCGCUUUAUGGAGCUUAUUAGUGCCAACUGCAGAGGGAAGUUUUUUUGCUUGAAAGAAUGUGGGUUUGGGCCGAUGUGCGCCGGAGCCAUUGCACACAUUUUGUCACGUAACAGAAAGUACACCAUUCUUGAUUUAAGUGGAAACCGGUUACAGGAUGAAGGCGCCUGCUCCAUUGCUAGCCUUAUCAAAGUCAACAGGAGCCUUGUUCACGUGGGUCUUCGAUCCAAUUAUAUUGGUCACAUCGGAGGGGUGGCUUUGGCGCAAGCACUGCUUGAAAACAAUACCGUUGUCUCACUCGACCUGGGCGCGCAUUCGGGUAUUAAUGGAAAUCAUAUCGCCACAGCAGGUGCUGAGGCAAUUGGGGCCAUGCUUCGUGCGAACAAGGUGCUCUCACACCUCAAUCUUAGCUGUAAUGGCUUGGGGGUCUCCGGUGUCUCGUUCAUUGCUGCAGGUCUCAAUGGAAAUUACAGCCUCAAACACUUGAACGUUUCUGUUAAUAAUUUGGGGUACGCAGGGAUUGAGACACUGGCGCCUGUUCUGGAAACCACCUGCAUCACCCACCUCUCCUUACAGCGUAACGCCAUGGGAGACAAUGGUGGGAUGGUUCUCUUUGAAGCGAUUGCAGCAGCUAUUGAAAACGGUGAGGAACGGAUCGAGUUUCUUAACCUGGAGACGAAUGAUCUCGGGGAGAAGACGGCCAAGGCAAUACAACGAGUUUUGGCAUCUUCCACCACUCUAAAGAAGCUGCGGCUCUCCUCCAACAACUUCGGGGAAUCCUCUAAACAUAUCAUGGAGGGCCUGGCGGAAAACAAAUGCCUGCUUUUAAUCACUCUCUCCUUUUGUGGAAUUCGUGAGACAGAUGGGGCCGCCAUUGGAGCUGCCCUUACAGCGAACAACACACUGCAGCACUUGGAUCUGUCAAAUAAUAAACUGAAGGAUGCUGGAUCAAAGUGCAUCUUGGAAGCCAUGAAGACAAACGAGGGUCUUCUCUCACUCAACCUUGCUUGCAAUAAGAUAACUGAUGACGGGGGGAAGGCGAUUGCGCUAUGUUUGGCCAGUAAUCGAACCCUUCUAGAGUUGAAUUUGCGACGCAAUUGUAUGUCAAACACCACAGGCGAACUUUUGGACGAUUAUUUAAGAAGCAACAACACUUUAGAGAAGAUGGACGUUACCUACAAUGAUUUCCGCUAUCAUUCCCUCAUGGGCCAACGCGCGACACUGGCGCGAAAUGUGGAGAGGAACAAGAACCUCGUUGUCCCGAAGCUCAAGGCGGAGAUUGAGGGUCUUUCCUUUAAAAGUCGAGAACUUUCGCAAGCUGAAGACGAAAUAGAAAUGGAACGACGCAUCAUUAAAGAUCGCAGCGAACAGUUACUGCGACGCAGUGAAGAGGCUCGUGUCAUGACCGAGAAGGCGCGGCGCGAAAUCGUGGACCUUGAAAAGAGCCUGACUGUUGUACGCGCCCGGCUCAGUUCCGCGGAAGAAGUCCUGCGACGCACAGAAGAGCGAGUGAGCAACGAGAUGUCGGAGCUCUCAGGGCGCAAGACGAGCAUGGAGGCUCGCAUUGGCCAGGAGAAGGAACGGGCGGACCGUAUGCAGCAUGAGAUUGAGCGUAUGCGACGACAGCUAAAACAACUGGAGGAAGCCGAGGCAAUACGCCUGAAACCUCUCCUGUUAGAUCUCAGCAUUGCAGAAGCGGAUAGGGGAAACGAGGCGAAGGAAUGUCAAUAUGAGGCCAACAGAGUAGCCGCCCUUGCGCUUCAGCGGAAGGAGUUGGAGAAGAAGCUGGGCCUCAGUCUUCCUGUGGCGGGCGGUGGCGCUGCUGCGACGAAGUCCAAAAAGAGGAAGUAA